GGGUACAUCAAGCUUUCGAAUUUCAUGGUAACAAAGAGCUAUCCAAUAUUUCGUCAAUUCCAGGCUUCAGCCGCCCGAGAUCUCUUGUACCUUCAAGCGGAGCUUGUCCAUCUGGAGUCUCAAUACCAGAAAGUGGCCAAAUCUGAUCGAGAUACCGACGAAGGGGACGAAAGACAUCUCUACGCUUUCGAAUGGUGGCAUCUUAGUCAAUCAGAGAAUUGUGGACUGGGAGGAGAGCAGUGGGCAUUAGCCCUGGAGAUCAGACGAAAGUUGAGGGAAUAUUAUGCCUCUCUCCAACAAUAUAACCAGGUUUCAUCAUUGAAUCGUCCGAAGGAUUCUGAGGUUCGGACACUUCGUGAAUGGAUCGAAAGUCCUCAUCUUGGUGGUGGUUGUGGGUUUAUCGGUCGAGACCUCGGGGGGUUCGUCCAGCCCUCCGCAUAUGACGCCAGAUGCGAGGGAGAUUUUGUGAGCCCUGUCGAAAGCCCCGGAGAGGACGACUUCCUGAGCCAGUUCCUUUCCGGGCCUUUUCUGAAGCUAUUCCACAAGUUUUGGUAUCGCCACAAGGUUCAGUCUGGGCCUGGAAACAAAAGUUCCCUAUAUUAUUAUUCGGAUGAGCAUAUUCAUGCAACGAUCGGCGUUAUCGGAACCGUUGCAUCUUCAUUAGCGCCUAUGAUCUCCAUCAUUGUCCUGUAUGUUAUUCACAGUGUCAAGAUUCGACUUGGUCUAGUUUGUGUUUUUACUUUUAUGUUUUCUUUGGUUCUGGCGUUGGCUACCAAAGCAAGAAGGAUUGAGAUAUUUGCAGCAACUGCUGCUUUCGCAAGCGUUCAGGUGGUAUUUGUUGGAAGU
Messenger RNA from Hyaloscypha bicolor E, 846 nucleotides. RefSeq lists its product as uncharacterized. The record is from RefSeq and is a predicted model, not a curated record. The transcript has 4 exons. Lineage: Eukaryota; Fungi; Ascomycota; Leotiomycetes; Helotiales; Hyaloscyphaceae. The annotation marks the transcript as partial.